CCCAUCUCACAACCCAUGAACGAAUAAGCGUACCUACGAAGCCUGUCAAAAUAGCAUCAUUCAAGCCUAAGUAAUCAAGAAUAAUAAUUCGAGAGAGAGAGAGAGAGAACAGCUGACGACAUAAGUGAUCAACGACGAAGCGAAUACCAAUUGUCGCAUUUACGGUCGACGAGCUCGCUUUCCACAGACUCCGAUGGCACUUGGAAUUUGAUUUGUGGAUUAAGUGAAUUUUGGGGUAGUGAUUAGUCAAAUGAAUUGGAUUAGGUGCUUGAAGAGUUGAAGGGUAGCUCAAGAGAUACGGCGAUAAUGAUCAAUCGACAGAGGCACAACAUAAGUGGUUUCGAGGGAAAUGGAACAGAAUGUAGAGAAUGGUCUGAUCUUCCCGUCAAUGUUUUAGAUGUAAUUGCUGCAAGACUUGAUGCUCUUGACCAAAUAUACUUUCGUGCUGUUUGUAAGAAUUGGGGACAAACUCGGCGCUUUCCAGUUAAUAAGACACUUCCAUGGCUAUUGGAACACUGUUGGGGUUUUGAUGAGAAUGUCUAUAGUGUAUGUAGCUUCCAUCGCCCAUCUGCCAACCCUAGUCACGUCCCUUACAGCAAAAUCGAGAGAGAAGAGUUCAAGGUUUUACAUGGCGCAGCCAUCUGUGCUUCGAAAUUUGGUUGGUUGCUUUUACAGAAAUCUAGCUUGUCGUUUUUCUACAAUCCCUACACCAAGAGUAUAAUCAAACUACCUGAUCUCAACCUCAGCUUCAAUCGAACUACAUUCUCCUCGGUUCCAACUUCUCCAGAUUGUUUCUGUUUUGCCAUACAAAGUUCCAAAAACGACCACAGGAUUUACCUAAGCAUAUGUCAUCCUGGUGACCGUGAAUGGAGCACACUCAUAUUAGAUGGUUUUAGAAGGGCAGUUGAGGAUGUGGUUUACAGUAAUGGAACUUUUUAUUGUGUCUUUACCAGAGGAGCGUUGGGGGCCUUUCGUGUUGCAGACCAACAUUGGAGUUUGCUGACGAAUAGGAAACCGAUUGCCAGGGCCUUGUUCCAGUCGAGGGCUCAUAUGGUUGCCUCUAAUGGGGAGCUCUGGUUGGUUUGUCCUUCUAAGGGCUUCGAAGUAUUCAGAUUUGAUUGGUCAGUCAUGACCUGGGUGCAGGCAAAUACAUUGGGAAGUCAAGCAUUAUUUCUCGGCUGUACCUCGCUGUCAGUUUCAGCUGAAGGAGAAACUUCAGGUUUUGCGGAGAGGAUUUAUUACCGUUAUGGCAUUUACAGUUACUGCUAUUCGAUGGAGACUAAGCAGCGUUGUCGAUGUACAUUAUAUCCGCGGGAUGCUAAUGGCGGGACUGAAAGAGUUUGGAUCCAACCUCCUGAGAUUUAGGUCCAAAUUGUUUAGACCCCAAUCUAUGAAACAGGUUUGACUUUAGCCGUGUAGCCACAUAGCCAUCUUUCUUUGAUGGCAUUGUGAAAUAGAACAUAAUUUGCUCUUUGAUUUUGAAGUUUGAAAAACUUACUAAGUACUACUUAGGGAACUUGUUUGAAUUCUAUCACUAUGAAGUAGAACGUUGUUUGCUUUUAGAA
Molecule: messenger RNA, 1565 nt
Organism: Alnus glutinosa
Lineage: Eukaryota; Viridiplantae; Streptophyta; Magnoliopsida; Fagales; Betulaceae
Product: F-box protein At3g56470-like
Exons: 2
Coding region: 307-1365 (352 amino acids)
Molecular function (GO): protein binding
Source: RefSeq, a predicted model, not a curated record